UUUCCAUGGACCGAAUCACGGACCUUUAUUCCGCCUCUUAUGACCAGACAGAGAGUUUUGGUGUUUUCCUUUAAAACGCUUGAGUCUAGGACAAUUUCUAAUUUCGUCCACGGAGCAUCAGCGCUUCCUGCUGCGUCUCUGCGGACUGACGCUCCAAGAAAACAACAACGAUGAAAGAUGUUCACCUGAAUGACACCUGCAGCAGCGGUCUAAAGGUCAGGAUCUGGUGCGGUUCUCAGUCCUUGGUGUGUUCGCUCACCGGAGGAGAUGGUGACCUCUUCACACCCAUCACUCAGCCAGGCAACAACACACCACGUGCAGGUUAUGAGCAGCAGGUCUUCUACAGUCCAUGGCUCGGCCUGGCUUUGGCGCUCAUGUCGGCCUUCCUGAUCGGGGGAAGCGUCAUUCUCAAGAAGAAAGCUCUGAUCCGACUGGCCAACGGAGGUCAAACCAGAGCAGGUGACGGUGGCCAUGGAUACCUCAAGGACUGGGUUUGGUGGGCAGGCUUGUUGACCAUGGGCGCUGGAGAGGCCUGUAACUUUGUCGCCUACAUGUUUGCUCCAGCCACGCUGGUGACUCCCCUGGGGGCUCUGAGCGUCCUCAUCAGCGCAGUUUUAUCCUCCUACCUCCUCGGCGAGGUGCUGAACGUGGUGGGGAAGCUGGGCUGCGUGCUGUGUGUGGUGGGAAGCAUCUUGCUGGUGAUCCAUGCGCCGCAGGAACAGGAAGUGACGUCGCUGCAGCACAUGACCAGCAUGCUUCUGAAACCAGGGUUCCUUGUGUACAUGUCGGCAGUGUUGGUGCUCUGUGUCGUCCUCAUCUGGUACUUCUCGCCUCGGAUCGGAGGCUCCAACAUCUUGAUCUACAUCAGCAUCUGCUCGCUGCUCGGAGCUUUCACCGUCUCCUCCGUCAAGGGCCUCGCCAUCGCUAUAAACACCGUGUUUUAUGACAUCACUGUGCUCGGUAGCGGCCUCACCUGGAUUCUUCUAGUCACGCUCAUCGUCUCGGUGGUGACACAGGUCAACUAUCUAAACAAGUCCCUGGACACCUACAACACGCUGCUGGUGUACCCCAUCUACUACGUCCUCUUCACUUCCGUGGUCCUGUCCACCUCCAUCAUACUCUUCCAAGAGUGGAGGAAUAUGGCGGCUGUCGACGUCGUGACCACGCUGAGCUCUUUCCUGGUCAUUGUGGUGGGCGUGGCCAUGCUGCACCUAUUUAAAGAGCUGCAGAUGACGAUGGAGCAACUGACCAAUCAGCUGUCGCAGCCCAUCGAGCAGCACGAACUGAGGGAGGAGGUUUCGGUCAGCGUCAUCGCUGGCUCCAGCAGCGGGCGAAAGAAAGACGACAAGCAUGGACUGAUAGACAACGUGGUGAUCGAGAGCCUCCCCCCCAUGAGAGAGGAGGGACCCAGGGUCUUCAUCAUCAGCUGAUCCUGCGGAAUCUUCACCUGCUUUCCUUCUGUUACGCAGCACUUUAUCAUUUAAUGAACCACCAUGAAAUGUUUUUUUUUGUGAAGGGGAAUUUGUCAUGCAUCCGACUGGACAUUUCCUGCUGGGAUCUUGUGUAAAAAUGAAACCAAGAACACACAAGCAAAUGCAGUUUGAACCAACCAAAACUUUAUCAGGUGAUUUGGAGAGGAGAAAGUCCAGUCUCUAUUAUAAACACUUUAUCCUUCAUCAUUUCACACAUUUUUACAACAGAAAAUAUCAACAUAACCAAAUCUACCUAACUGUAAACAAGGUAUUUAUUUCACUAUUUAUCUUUGGUUUGUGUGGCAGGUGUGUGACCUGCUUUGUGUUGUGUUACGUGGAGACUGUUUUUGUCCGCUGAUGCUGAUGACAGGAGUCUAUGAAGCAACCAAAACCUGCGUCACGAUCGACUCACUGUUGCGUGGUUGGUCUGAGAGUAAACAGUGCUGAUUGUGUGUUUACAGACAACACCGCUUGAGGUUGAUAGGGAAUGAAGCAAUGGGCAAAUAUUUUUUUUAAAGUGCAGUGCAGUCGAAUCUGUCUGAAGAAAAGAGAAUAAGAAAGAAUGUGAAGGGUUGUGGAGGAUUUGUUGCUGACGACUCAUGUUUUUGACGUUUAAUCAGUGUGACGUUACGGAGAGGCGCGUGUGGCUUGUGAGGAAAAGUUCCACCUUUUCAUUGUGUACCGUUCUGUGUCAAGCUGCUGGGUCAUAAAUGUUUGCUCGUAAAUAUUGGGAUUGAGGUCCUCAUCAUGUUCAGGGUUGCGGUACUUGUGUUCUGCUGUAACUUUUUUUUUUUUUUUUAAAUAUGAAGCCAAUAACUGACUCACCAGUCUGCAUGAAAUGAGAUGACUGAGAUUUUUACCUCAAAUUAUGGAAAUAAAAAACAAGUUUUACCCACUUU
Messenger RNA from Synchiropus splendidus (mandarinfish), 2371 nucleotides. RefSeq names its product NIPA like domain containing 4 (gene nipal4). The record is from RefSeq and is a predicted model, not a curated record. The coding region runs from base 171 to 1430 and encodes 419 amino acids. Gene Ontology annotation, biological process: magnesium ion transport. The transcript has 10 exons. Gene Ontology annotation, cellular component: membrane. Lineage: Eukaryota; Metazoa; Chordata; Actinopteri; Syngnathiformes; Callionymidae. Gene Ontology annotation, molecular function: magnesium ion transmembrane transporter activity.